AUGGUUGAUUUUUCGCAUCAAGAUUUAAUGCAUUCUCACCAUUCCCAUAGUGGCCUGUAUGUCAGCCAUGCUGUUGAUGAUUUGGAUUCCAUAGUAGCUAAAGCUUAUUCAAUGGGGUUUAAAACAUUCUGUUUAACUGAACAUAUGCCUCGGACCUCAAUGAAUUAUUUAUAUCCUGAAGAAAUCGAAAAAUCUUAUACUAUAGAAUCCCUUAAUAAGAAUUUCAAUAACUACUAUGAGCAUGCUAAAAGAUUACAACAAGAAUACAAAGAUAAAAUGGAAGUUUUGGUAGGUUUCGAAGUUGAAGGUACUGACAAGGAACAUUUACUUUUAGCUCAUAGUUUUAAACAUAAGUUCGAUAUGUGUGUUGGAUCGGUUCAUUUCCUUCAUGGAAUACCCAUUGAUUUUUCCGUAGAUAAGUGGGAAGAAGCUAAAAGCUUAACCAGUGAUGGAACUACUAGGACUUUAUAUAAAGAUUAUUUCCAAUUGCAACAUCUUGUUAUAGAUACCCUCAAGCCUUCAGUUAUAGGACAUUUCGAUCUUAUACGUUUAUUCGAAACCACCGAACUAGUAGAAUUGUCUCAAUGGCCAGAGGUUUACGAUCAAGUGGUCAAAAACAUUCAACUUGUCAAUUCUUAUGGAGGUUUAUUCGAAUUGAACUCAGCUGCUAUACGUAAAGGUUGGGAUUCGCCUUAUCCUAAACCUGACAUGGUCAAAUUGAUUUUAGAAUUGGGUGGUAAAUUCUGUUUAUCCGAUGAUUCGCAUGGAUUAGCCCAAAUAGGUUUAAACUAUCAUAAAGUAUGGCAAUACGUGAAGGACAUGGGAAUUACUCAUAUUUCACAUCUUACCAUUAGAGGAACUAUCGAACAGUCAGUUGAAGAGCUUGAUGGCUCGUCUUUCUGGGAUCAGUACAAGAAUCUAUAA
This is a messenger RNA of Yamadazyma jaroonii, 924 nucleotides long. Lineage: Eukaryota; Fungi; Ascomycota; Pichiomycetes; Serinales; Debaryomycetaceae. The record is from the annotation of a GenBank genome assembly.